This is a messenger RNA of Anthonomus grandis grandis, 1798 nucleotides long. Its product is annotated as delta(24)-sterol reductase-like. Gene Ontology annotation, biological process: steroid metabolic process. Gene Ontology annotation, molecular function: FAD binding; Delta24(24-1) sterol reductase activity. The transcript has 2 exons. The record is from RefSeq and is a predicted model, not a curated record. NCBI's taxonomy places the organism in Eukaryota, Metazoa, Arthropoda, Insecta, Coleoptera, Curculionidae. The coding region runs from base 156 to 1757 and encodes 533 amino acids. Gene Ontology annotation, cellular component: membrane; cytoplasm.
ACAAAAACUACAUUCCUUAUAACCGCCAACGUAGAUACGGUUGAAACAGAUAAAAAUGAUAAUUCAAUCAGUUUUCUUUUUGUCAAAUUAAUCCACGUAUACCAUAUUAUUAUUUGAAUUGUUUUAAUUAUUGACAAUAAACUAUAAAACGGAUCAUGCCUGCAAGAACCUGGAAAGAAUCCCUAAUAGCCCUCCUGGAAGAAAACCGUGGCUUAGUGGUUCUGCUGUUUUGUCUCCCAGCGAGUUUCUUCUUCGACCUCGUUCUCUCCCUACAAAACAAACUCCACAAAUGGAUCUUUGGUAGUGCAGUCAAACACGAUGAGAGAGUACGAGCGAUCCAGAAACAAGUCCAAGACUAUAACAAGCUCCCAAAAGAAGGCAGAAAACUUUUAUGCAACGCCAGACCAAACUGGAUGAGUUUAUCUACAACUUUUUACCAAAAAAAACACUGCCAUAAAGUAUCCGUGGAUUUGUUUGAUGUUUUGAAGUUAGACGAAGAGAAUCUCACUGUGCGAGUUGAACCGAUGGUUACAGUAGGUGAAAUUACAAAAUUCCUCAUCCCUAAAGGGUAUACUCUGGCUGUAACCCUUGAAAUAUCUGAUGCCACCCUGGGUGGUUUGGCUAUGGGCACAGGAAUGACCACCCAUUCCCAUAUAGUCGGAUUAUACCAAGAAACCAUUGUGUCUUAUGAAAUGGUUCUGGGAGAUGGUUCUUUAGUUAUUGCUUCCCAAGAAGAGAAUGAAGAUCUCUACAAAUGCUUGCCGUGGUCGCACGGAAGUUUAGGCUUUUUAGUCGGAUUAACUCUUAAAAUUGUUAAGGUGAAACCGUAUGUUAAAAUGACUUAUAUCCCUGUAAAGGGUCAAAAGAACUACUGUGAUAUGAUAAGACUAUUGUCUGGAGAUACUGGGGCAGACUAUCAGGUGGCAAAUUAUAUUGAAGCGACGAUUUUUAGUAAAGAUGAGGCGGUUAUUAUGGUUGGAGACUAUUCGGAUUUUGACGGUAAUUUACCAGUUAAUAAUCUCACGAAGUGGUAUAAGCCUUGGUUUUACAAGUAUGUGGAGUCAUUUUUGCAAAAAGGGAAACAUACCGAAUUAAUACCCUUAAGAGAGUACUUACUUAGGCACAAUAGGGCGAUUUUCUGGGUGGUGGAGUCCAUGAUACCUUUCGGGAAUAACCCGUUAUUUAGGCUUCUUUUUGGCUGGUUAUUGCCGCCUAAACCGGCUUUUUUGAAGUUUACCACCACUCCGGGAAUAAGGGCGUUUACUUUUACGAGGCAAGUGUUCCAGGACAUAGUGCUACCCAUCAGGAAACUGGAAGAACAAAUUGAAAAGGCCACAGAACUCUUUGACGUGUAUCCCUUGCUGGUUUAUCCUUGCAAGGUGUAUAAUCACGGGAGUCACUCUGGACAAAUCAGACCCCCGCCUGAGGAAUAUCUCGUAGAUGGUACCAAUUAUGCAAUGUAUAAUGAUUUGGGCAUCUAUGGAGUACCCGGGUUUGUGAAACGUAAAGAAGCAUAUGAUCCAGUUAAGGCCAUGCGGGAUAUGGAAGAAUUCACAAGAGACGUGGGUGGAUUUUCAUUUUUGUACGCCGAUAUCUUCAUGACCCGGGAAGAGUUCGAGAAAAUGUUUGAUUUAACCCUGUACGAGACGGUGCGAAAGAAGUACUGGGCACAAAACGUUUUUCCGCACUUGUACGAUAAGGUUAAGCCGGAAAUUGAUGUUUAUGAGGUGGGCAGGCGGUAUGCUAUAAAGGAUUAGAUUUUGUAAGGAUUGAAUAAAGGUUGCUAAAACGACUAAUA